Molecule: messenger RNA, 321 nt
Organism: Punica granatum (pomegranate)
Lineage: Eukaryota; Viridiplantae; Streptophyta; Magnoliopsida; Myrtales; Lythraceae
Source: RefSeq, a predicted model, not a curated record
AUGGUGAUUCCCCCACCUGGGAGGCCCCCGAGGAUCGUGGACUACCUCAAGCCUUACGUAUUAAAGAUGCACUUCACGAGCAAGUUUGUGAGUGCCCAAGGGAUACACUCUCCUACAGCCACAGUUGCCUCCUCUGCAAGCUCACAGGAGACGGCCCUGAGGUCGAGCAUGGAGUCCACUCGGGACGUGGCAGCUGCUGCAAAGAUUGGGAAUAUACUAGUUGAGCGUCUCCUCCUCAAGGGAAUCCCAGCUUUUUCGGUUCAUCUGAAGAGAGAGCAGAGGUAUCACGAGAAAGUGAAGGCUGUUAUCGAUUCUGUUUGA